CGCCAGGACCCGCCCUCCGGCUUGAACCGCGGUCCCGCGCCGCAGAGGUUGAUGAGGCUGACGCCAACGGCUACGGCCGCAGAGCGGGAGGCAGCGCGGGAAGGCAGCGUGGAGGAGCUGGCCUAGCCUGGGGGCCCUAGCCGUGCUCUUCGGGCUCAGCCGCCGCUUCUGCGCACAGUGCAGGGCCGCAGCCGCCGCGCGGUGGGAGCUGGAGAGGCUGGGCGAGAUCCGGGGUCCCUGGUGGGUGCGGGAGUGGUCUCUGUGGCCGGGAUAGCCUCUGGCCAUGAUCGAUUCGGUGAAACUGCGCCGGGACAGCGCAGCGGACUUCUUCUCGCACUAUGAGUACCUGUGCGCGCUGCAGGACUCGGUACCUUUGCCCGCCGUACGCACCUGCCUCCGGGAGGGCGUGCUGGACUUCAAUGCCGACCGCCUGCGGGUGGUGGACUGGGCACCCCUCCUGAGCACCCUCAAGAUUAAUAAAGAUCUGCCCGUGAUCUCCAUCAAGAGCUUCUUCCAGCCGUGGCUUGGUGAAACAGGUUUGUGCUCCUCNNNNGUUCCUGCUAUAAGAUCCAAAGAUGUGACCUUCCAGUUGUGUAAAGCUCUUAAAGGCUGUCUAAGUGUAUCAAGUGUGCUGAGGAACCUGGAGUUAAAUGGACUAGUUCUGAGAGAGAGGGAUUUAAUUAUUUUAACAAAGGGAUUGAAUAAAUCGACUUCUUUGGUGCACCUGUCUCUUGCAAACUGUCCAAUUGGAGAUGGAGGUUUAGAAAUUAUUUGUCAAGCUGUAAAGACCUCUAUCACUCUUAAGACAGUCAACUUCACUGGGUGUAGUCUGACAUGGCAGGGAGCAGAUCACAUGGCCAAGAUCUUAAAGGUGACUUUGUAUUCAGAAGUUUGUGAAAAUGUGUUANNNUAUAGGAGACCAGAUCUUGACUGCAUGGCUGGCUUAAGGCGAAUCACAUUGAAUUGCAACUCCCUCAUUGGUGACCUGGGGGCACGUGCUUUUGCAGACUCUCUUAGUGAGGAUUUAUGGCUUAGAGCUCUUGACCUGCAGCAGUGUGGCCUCACCAAUGAAGGAGCCAAAGCUUUACUAGAGGCCCUUGAAACCAAUAGAACACUGGUCAUUCUGGAUAUAAGAAAAAAUUCACUCAUUGAUCAUUCUAUGAUGAAAGCAGUUAUCAAAAAAGUUCUUCAGAAUGGAAGGAGUGCUAAGUCAGAGGUAGGAAAACUGGAGGAGUGCCUAAAGCAGUUAAAAGAGGAAAGAGUAAUAAGGCUUAAAGCUGAUAAACGAGUCAGUGAGCUGGAACAUGAAAAUGCCCAGUUAAGAAAUAUAAAUCUCACUUUGUCUGAAGCCCUUCAUUCACAGUCCGUGGCAAGCAUGAUCCUGGAUGAUGAAGGUGUUUUGGGCAGUAUUGAGAAUUCUUUCCAGAAAUUUCACGCUUUCUUGGAUCUCCUUAAAGAUGCUGGGCUUGGGCAACUUGCCACAAUGGCUGGUAUAGAUCAGUCAGAUUUUCAUUUACUAGGUCGUCCUCAGAUGAAUUCUACUAUUAGUAGUGCACCUAAAGAAGAAAAGAAGGCACUUGAAGAAGAAAAAACAGAUCCAAAGCAAAAUGCCCUAGGACAAAUGCAGAAUAUCCAAGUUUCUAUUUGUAUGCAGUCAGCUUACAAUGAAGGAACACUAAUGAAGUUUCAGAAAAUCACAGGUGAUGCUAGAAUUCCUUUGCCUCUUGACUCCUUCCAUGUCCCAGUUUCUACUCAGGAGGCCUCAGGAACUUCCAAAGACAACCUGGAAGACCCAGCUCCUGAGCAGCGGCAGGAAUCUUUUGAAGGAUUCAUGGCGAGAACAUGUUCUCCUUUAGCAGAUAUGAUUUCUGGAACUGGAAAUCAAAGAGAAGAAGAGGAAUUAUCUAGAAAUAGCAGUUCACCCUCAGAGAAAAUGACCCAAGCAGGUGAAUAUACCAAAAAACACUUUGCCAAGAAACAGCCUGGGAAGGACCUGCAUUCCUAUUCUGACUCCUUUAUAAACCAGAAAAGCAAAGGAAUUGGGGAAAAUAGGUCUUUGGUUCAUGAGUCAAUUAAAAGUGAGUCUUCAAAAAACUACGUUUCUGUCAAGAAAGAAAGUAGAAUAGUGACUGUUUCAUCCAAGACAAAUAAAAGUAAAUCCAAUCCACUAGAACAUUCUGAAAGUGAUACUCUUGGAUCUGAUUUUGAAGUUCAAGAAAGCAUCCAUUCUCUAUCACGCUUGACCUAGGUCUAAACCUUCUGAAAUUAUGUUUUUACCUUCAAAUUUUAAUAAAUUUUCUUAUGUUUUUAUUAUUGCA
Ictidomys tridecemlineatus (thirteen-lined ground squirrel) is the source of this 2318-nucleotide messenger RNA. The record is from RefSeq and is a predicted model, not a curated record. Lineage: Eukaryota; Metazoa; Chordata; Mammalia; Rodentia; Sciuridae.